UCCGGCCGCAGGGUCCGCGCCUGCAGUUAGGGGGCGGAGAGGGGCCGGCGAGAAUCCGCCUGCUGGGGUCUCGAGCCACCGCAGAGACGUCUCCAUCACCACCGUCCUCCGCGACCCUCACCUUCCCCCUCCCCCACGGGCAGGUUUUGUUCUAUUUCGAGGCCCUGGCGGCUCGCGGAGGGUUCUGGGACUCGUUUCGGACGGAGGUGGGGAGAAGGCGGGCCUUGCGCGAGGGCUGCUGGGCCUUGUAGUCGCGUCGGUCGCGGGCGGAAGUGCCGUGGCUCUGCCCUUGUCACCGGUUGGCCUGCGGUCUAACGAACUCCCGGCUGUGAAUGCUGGAAGUGAGGCUGGAGGAUGCGAGGGCAGGACGGGAAACACAGCGGGUCUCUGCAGGAGUGAGAUGGGGAGGUCACUCGGGACGAGGCACCUUGUCCAAACACUUUGGGACCGCGGGCCUGCUCUCCCGACACUCCCCUUCACGUCCUAUGAGCGGUGUAUGGUAUAACAUACGAGUAAGAAAUGACUUACAUAGGAAUGCCUGAACCGUUAAUAAGGUAGGGUCCUAGAAAAGGAAAUAAUGAAUAUAUUGGCUAAGCCCUCCUUCUAAGACCACCAUGUUUCUUUUUUUUAAUUGAAGCUAUGUGUAUUUCCAAUAUAUAUGAUAAGAUCUUACAGUAAAUUUUUUUUCAAAUUUCGAGCCCUGAAUACAUACAUAGAGUUGCUGCAUGACUCUUUCCUAGCAUACAGUGGCACAGGCGUGACUGUGCAAAUACUAAGGAAAGGAUCAAAAAUAGCAGAGUUUUCAAAAGGUAGUAACAUGGAAAACUGAGCCAUCCAAUAUAAGGACAAGAUUCUGGGCUACUGCAAGAAGUUAAGAAGGUGAUUAUGAAGGAGUGCCUGUGAAGAAUAAAGGUAUCUUCCUGAGGCUUAUAUUCUGCCUUGAUUAUCUUUUCUUGAAGUAUUAUAAAUCAAGAUGUCUGCACAGUCAGUGGAAGAAGAUUCAAUACUUAUCAUUCCAACUCCAGAUGAAGAGGAAAAAAUUCUGAGAGUGAAAUUGGAGGAGGAUCCUGAUGGUGAAGAGGGAUCAAGUAUCCCCUGGAACCAUCUCCCUGACCCAGAGGUUUUUCGACAGCGAUUCAGGCAGUUUGGAUACCAGGAUUCACCUGGACCCCGUGAAGCUGUGAGCCAGCUCCGAGAACUUUGCCGACUAUGGCUCAGGCCAGAGUCACACACAAAAGAACAAAUCUUGGAGUUGGUUGUGCUGGAGCAGUUUGUUGCCAUUUUACCUAAGGAACUACAGACAUGGGUUCGAGAGCAUCAUCCAGAAAAUGGCGAGGAGGCAGUGACUGUGCUGGAGGAUUUGGAGAGUGAACUCGAUGACCCUGGACAGUCGGUUUCUCUCCGUCGACGAAAACGAGAAGUACUUGUAGAGGAGAUAGUAUCUCAAGAGGCAGCUCAGGGAUUACCAAGUUCUGAGCUUGAUGCUGUGGAGAACCAACUCAAGUGGGCAUCCUGGGAGCUCCAUUCCCUAAGGCACUGUGAUGAUGAUGCUAGGACUGAAAAUGGGGCAAUAGCUCCAAAGCAGGAGAUUUCUUCGGCAGUAGAAUCUCAUGAAGUUCCUGGCACCCUGAAUAUAGGUGUUCCUCAGAUCUUUAAGUAUGGAGAAGCUUGUUACGCCAAAGGCAGGUUUGAAAGAAAAAGAAAUCCCUCUAGAAAAAAACAACAUAUAUGUGAUGAAUGUGGCAAACACUUCAGUCAGGGCUCAGCCCUUAUUCUUCAUCAAAGAAUCCACAGUGGGGAGAAACCUUAUGGAUGUGUUGAGUGUGGGAAAGCAUUCAGCAGAAGUUCCAUCCUUGUGCAGCACCAGAGAGUCCAUACUGGAGAAAAACCUUACAAAUGUCUCGAAUGUGGGAAAGCCUUUAGCCAGAAUUCUGGGCUUAUUAAUCAUCAGAGAAUCCAUACCGGGGAGAAACCGUAUGAAUGCGUUCAGUGUGGGAAAUCCUAUAGUCAAAGCUCAAAUCUUUUUAGACAUCAGAGGAGACACAAUGCAGAAAAACUUCUGAAUGUUGUAAAAGCACUGCUUAAAAGGCUUUACCAUGGAUUAACUCUUAAUCUUCAGCAACCACAUGAGGCAGGUGUGAGCCCGGAGGAGCGCUCGAUCUCCCAGGACGCAGCACGCCCCUCAAGACUUGACACCCUGCGUGGCUCGCUCGCCAUAGAGCUGCAGUCCUCCGGGCUUCCUAGAGGGGAGGGACCUCACUUCCGGCGCGCGUGCGACGCGAGGCUCUCCUGCUCCGGCUUUGGGGACUGUGCCGGCAGCUGUCGGAGCCCAGGGGGAGUGGGGCGGUCCGGCAGCGCCGCCCUGGGUGCUCCCGAAACCGCCCCUGAACGGCCGCAGCCCUCCCAGCUGCCCUUCCUCCGCUCCCUCAACGCCACCGGCAGAGCCUGUGCGUCUACCAAGGGGUCCCGCCUCUCCGGGGCGCCACAUAUCAGUCUUUCGGUCCAUCCUUUCAUCCGUUUGUCGGUCCGCCCAUUCGCUUACUGGUCUACCGGCCCUUCAAAUUCAAAAGGAAUCUCUGAAACACAAAUCUCCAUCUCCUCCUUGCCUCAACUGGGCAGGCUUUUCAGACCGUCUCUGCCAAGAAUGUCAGGAGAAGUCACAGCCUUGGCCUACCACGAUCCAAAAGAACACGAAGGACUUAUCAUUAUGAAGGUUAAAGAAGAGAAUUAUGCUGUGGAGCAGAACUUUGGCUUUCGAGGUAACCCCUGGAACCAGGAGGUCUUCCGUCAGCAGUUCAGGCAGUUUGUUUACUCUGACUCUACUGGGCCCCGGGAGGCUCUGAACCAGCUCCGGGAACUUUGUCAUCGGUGGCUGAGGCCAGAGGUGCACUCGAAGGAACAGAUCCUGGAACUGCUGGUACUAGAACAGUUCCUGGUCAUCCUGCCUGAGGAGCUACAGGCUUGGGUGCAAGAGCAUCAGCCAGAGAAUGUAGAGGAGGCUGUGACUAUGCUGGAAGAACUAGAGAAAGAACUUGAUGAACCAAGGCAAAAGGACACAGCUCCUGGCCAAGAAGUGUUCUGGAAGGAAACAACAUCCUUGGGAGCACUAAGGUCUCUGGGUAGCCCACUGCAGCCCUUGGAGAACCAAUGCAAGAGAGAGAUUCAGGAGCCUCAGGCUUUCCAUGAAAGAGAUGGCAAGAUGGUGGCUGACAAAGUAUUGACAGCAAAACAAGAAGUUAUUGAAUGUGUAGCAUCAGCAACUGUAACAUCCCCAGGAAGAAUUCCUGGGGAAACUCAAUCAGAACAGACGGUUGAAGAAAAUUUGAGAAGUCCGGAGAACUCUGAGAAGCAAAAGAGAAAUGGUACAAGGAACAAAAUGAGUCAGAUAUCUUCCCAGGAAAGACAUUUCAGUCUGGCAACUUUUAACAACAAAAUCCCCACAGAAGAGAGUGUUCUUGAAUGUAAUGAAACUGAAGGAAGUCUCAGUCUGAACUCAAAUGAUAUUAUACAACAGAGAAUUCAUACUGGAGAAAAGCUCUAUGAGUGUCUUGAGUGUGGAAAAGCCUUUUGUCAUAGCUCAAAGCUGAUUAGACAUCAGAGAAUUCAUACUGGAGAGAGACUUUAUGCAUGCAAAGAAUGUGGCAAAUCCUUGAGUUUGAGCUCAGACCUUGUUAGGCAUCAGAGAAUUCACAGUGGUGAAAAACCUUAUGAGUGUUGUGAAUGUGGAAAAGCUUUCAGGGGCAGCUCAGAGCUCAUUAGGCAUCGGAGAAUUCACACUGGAGAAAAACCUUAUGAAUGUGAAUGUGGGAAAGCCUUCACUCGGAGUGAGGCCCUUAUGCAGCAUAAGAAAGUUCACACUGGAGAUAAAGGCUAUGAAUGUAUUGAAUGUGGUAAGGCUUUUGAUAGAAACUCUAUCCUUAUUGAACAUCAAAGAAUUCAUACUGGAGAGAAGCCGUAUAAAUGUACCGAAUGUGGAAAAUCCUUCAAUCAGAGCUCAGCCCUAACCCAACACAAGAGAAUCCAUACAGGGGAGAAGCCUUAUGAAUGCAGUGAAUGUAAGAAAACGUUUCGGCAUAGGUCAGGCCUUAUGCAGCAUCAGAGAACACACACCAGAGUUUAACUACAUGGAUAAAAGGUAUACAAUUGUGAAAUACAAGGACUUCACUUUUGGAGUGAGACUCUACAGAAAAAAGAAGUUUCCUGAGAGCAGGGUUUCUCUCCUUCUAGCCCAGUUCAGUACUGUAAGAGGAAAUCUACACAAAGGUGUUAUGCUUGUCAAAGUGUUGAAUGGAAGAAAAUGUUUACUCGGGAUUUCUCCAGAAAGAGAUACAUAUUUCCAAAAAUUCCUAACCCAUUUCUGGAUGAAAACUCUUAUCAAUACUCCCUUCACUAUACACAAAUCCAGAUAUAACUGCCAUUGGGUACUUUCACAGUAAGUCCAGGAUUGGGGCAGAGAUGAGCUCUGUAUGGGAUGGUGAAGAUCCCUGUCCAGCAAGAGCUUUUGUGGCAAGUGGAGGCAUGUUCUGAGAGUUAGUCAACUAUCUGAAAUGUUGAAUUAUGUCCUGGAUAAGUUUAAUAGUAUCUGAGGCAGUUUAAUAAUAUCUGAGGAGUGGUGGCUCAUUCUGCUCUCUUGCCAGUUCUCUCCUUCUCUUCCUGCAAAGGUCAGUUCAGGUCUACUUAUUAUUUAAGCACCUACUAAGUGCUAGCAGUUGGGAGCAGACAUAGUCAUUGCAUUCAAAGUUAAGGUCUAAUAGGAUUUAGUGACUGCUUAUAAUUUUAUGUUGCCUCUGCAUCCAUUUUUCUCACACUCUAAGCAGGGUUCAGUCACCCUUGACAGUUUCCAAUGCUGUCCUCUACCUGAAUGGCUCCUGCCAGUAUGCCAGUAGCCAGAGAGAUAAGUAGUUAAGAGUCCUCUCUCUCUCGCUUCUAUUUUUUUUUUU
Molecule: messenger RNA, 4940 nt
Organism: Tupaia belangeri chinensis (Chinese tree shrew)
Lineage: Eukaryota; Metazoa; Chordata; Mammalia; Scandentia; Tupaiidae
Exons: 9
Coding region: 974-4120 (1048 amino acids)
Biological process (GO): regulation of transcription by RNA polymerase II
Molecular function (GO): RNA polymerase II cis-regulatory region sequence-specific DNA binding; DNA-binding transcription factor activity, RNA polymerase II-specific
Source: RefSeq, a predicted model, not a curated record